Molecule: messenger RNA, 822 nt
Organism: Musca vetustissima
Lineage: Eukaryota; Metazoa; Arthropoda; Insecta; Diptera; Muscidae
Product: brachyurin
Exons: 2
Coding region: 1-822 (273 amino acids)
Biological process (GO): proteolysis
Molecular function (GO): serine-type endopeptidase activity
Source: RefSeq, a predicted model, not a curated record
AUGACUAGGAUUACAUUGGCAUUGCUGGCAAUAUGUUUAGCAGUGGGAUUACAAGCAGCUUAUGCGGGUACUAUUCCCAAGGUAAGAGGGGCUAGUCGCAUUGUCUCUGGUUAUCAGGCCGAUCCCGGUCAAUUCCCCUGGCAGGUAAUUAUCAAACAAGAUGAGUUUGAUGAUCUAUUGUGUGGCGGCUCUAUUAUAUCCGAUUCUUGGGUUCUAACAGCCGGUCAUUGUUGUUAUGGCCAUGAAUCAUUGUUGCUUGUUUUCGGCACCAUUGACCUGUACAAUGAUACCGCUCUGAAUAUGACCGCCACCGAAUUCACAAUACAUCCCCAGUACAAUCCAACAAAUUACAACAAUGAUGUGUGCCUAAUUGAAUUACCCCAACCAUUGACAUUUUCCCGUUAUAUUGCUCCCAUUACCCUAAUGCCUCAAGCCAUGGUAUCGGAAAAUUUAACCGGUACCGUUGCGGCAAUUUCCGGUUUUGGUCUUCAGAAUGAUGAAUAUAUGGAUGCAUCGGAUGUUUUGCUAUGGGCCCAGGUGCAAAUUAUUAAUAACAGUGAAUGUAGUGGUGUCUAUGAACCCGGUUUGGUGAUAGAAUCGACAUUAUGUGCCAAGGGCUUUGAUAUUGCAAAUAUGUCAAUUUGUAAUGGUGAUUCUGGUGGUGCAUUGGUUACACGUAAUCCUGAUUAUAACUACGUACAAAUUGGUAUAAAUUCAUUUGUACCCAUGGAUCAGUGUACGGAGGGAUUGCCAUCGGCAUAUGCUAGGUUAUCAUAUUUUCUGCCAUUCAUAUACAAAGUAACGGGAUUAACACAAUAUUAG